Molecule: messenger RNA, 612 nt
Organism: Saprolegnia parasitica CBS 223.65
Lineage: Eukaryota; Oomycota; Saprolegniomycetes; Saprolegniales; Saprolegniaceae
Exons: 3
Coding region: 1-612 (203 amino acids)
Source: RefSeq, a predicted model, not a curated record
AUGGCGCGCGACCACGUCGACGCCUUUUUGCGCGAUGCCGGGUCUCACGAACGCGUUCCUCGAGACCACGAUCUACGUUGCAUCGCGCCUCGAGUUUGCCGCCAGCGGUGUAUUAACGAAGCGCUCGUCUUAAGCAACGUCAUCCAGUCGCGCGUGGUCACGACGCUCGAGGCGCUGGCAAUUACCAACGAACUCGCCUCGAAGCGGUCGGCUCGCGGCACGCAGCUCUCUUGCUUAACCGAGGUCGACCUCCUCGAGCGCAAGACGUCGUAUUUACGCAGCGCCUUGCGAGAGACGGUCGAUGCGAUCGCCAAGACGAUAGUCAACGACGACCGCGCCAUGUACCUCGCCCGCAAAGCGUUUUUGAAGGAGCUGCAGACAACGGGCGAGUGCAUGCAGGAGCAACACCUCGGGUCGCCGCUCCAAGCCCUCGCAAGGAAAAGCCUCGCGUUCGAGUACGACGCCAACGACUUUCGGACGUCGGCGUUCGUCGACUUGCCCGACCUCCCCGGCACGCCCGUCGAGUUUGCCGAGAGCUUGUCGCCGGUGUCCGAGUCGCCUCCUAACCUCCUCCUAGCCUCGUACCCUACCCCCGCCGCCGCUCGCGCUUGA